Molecule: messenger RNA, 1920 nt
Organism: Seriola dumerili (greater amberjack)
Lineage: Eukaryota; Metazoa; Chordata; Actinopteri; Carangiformes; Carangidae
Gene: vps72a
Product: vacuolar protein sorting 72 homolog
Exons: 6
Coding region: 290-1393 (367 amino acids)
Biological process (GO): chromatin remodeling; regulation of DNA-templated transcription
Cellular component (GO): nucleus
Molecular function (GO): ATP-dependent H2AZ histone chaperone activity
Source: RefSeq, a predicted model, not a curated record
ACAUCAUUUACCCCGGAUGUGUUGGUUAGCUACAAAAAAGGCAGUGGCUACUAUCGGCUAGCGUUAGUGGUGUACUUAUCUCAUGUUACAAAGAACUUUAUUGGCAUAUUAGUGUGAAUUUAAACCGUAUUCACAACUUAAAUAAAAUAUGGGUACAAGCAUAUAAAUGAGUAAGCACAGCGAGUAACGGCGAAGUAAAAGAAGUCCGGUAGUCUAUAGCUGUUAGCACAACACUAGCUUUCAGAUAGAUACCCAAACGUAAAUUAGCGUUGUUUAGAAAUUAACAGCCAUGAGUCUGGCAGUCGGUCGGGAACCCAGAAAGACUGCGGGAAACCGCAUGUCUAAACUCCUGGAUGCUGAAGAAGAGGAUGAGUUCUACAAGACCACUUAUGGAGGCUUCAACGAUGAAUCAGGAGAUGAUGAGUAUCAUGGUGAACAUUCAGACACAGAAGACGAGGUGGACAGCGACUUUGACAUCGAUGAGGGAGACGAGCCAGACAGCGACCAGGAGGAGGAUGCACCUCGGCGGAAAAGUCGAGUUGUCACUAAAGCUUAUAAGGAACCCAUAAAAGUGGCAAAACCCAAACCGAAAAGACCCUCUGAGGAACAGAAGAAGACUGAGAAAACUAAAGUGGAGCUCAAAAGGAGGAUUCCACAAGAAUUCCAAGAUUUUAACGAGACUCGGAAGUCUGUGCGACAGUCCACCAGUGAACAUACCCGAAAGACCAAUCUGCGCUUGCAAGAGCGUCAGGAUGCCCCUCGGAGAAGGAGAGGUGCUCACCGUGACCGGCCCCUUACCCAGGAAGAACUGCUGGCUGAGGCCAAGAUAACUGCUGAGAUCAACAUUCGGUCACUAGAGAAUUAUGAACGUCUCGAGGCAGACAAGAAGAAACAAGUCCACAAGAAGCGGCGUUUUGAAGGACCAACUAUCCGUUACCAUUCAGUCCUGAUGCCCCUUGUCUCUCACUCAGUCCUAAAAGAAGAAAAUGUAGAUGUUGAGGGGUUGGAUCAGGACGUUCCUCAGACUGCACCGCAAAAUCCCACCACACCUUCCCAGCAGCCUGCUGGAGGCUUGUGCUCCCGUACCUACAUAACAUUCAGUGAUGAUGAGGCGUUCGAGGCGGCCUUUCCACGCAGCGCACAGUCAAGUCCUCAGCUUCCCGUCCAGGAGGUUUGUCCCGUCACUCACAAGGCUGCACUGUACCGAGACCCAGUCACUGACAUACCUUACGCUAACACACGAGCCUUCCGCAUCAUCCGGGAAGCGUACCGUAAAUACGUGGCUGCUCAUGGAUUUCCAAACACUUCGGGAGGGGUGACGGGACAUGACUCCUCGGCAACGAAGGGUGCUCGCCAGAAAAUGGUUGUUAAACAAAGUGCGGUUUCAACAUAGGCUAGUCUCAUAAAAAAUUUAGGAUAUAGGUAUGUGUGUCUUUCUAUAUUUCUCAGUUGAGGCACAGUGACUUGAUUGUGUGACACGUGGGAAAACCAUAACCAAUUGAUCACCACCACCACCACAGGUACCAUUUCUCCAAACAACUUGGCAACUGGCACCGGGAAUUUGGAGAAAAAAGACAUUUUGGGAUUAAGCAGAAGCUGUUAUAAUUACGUUACAGGUGUUGAAGUGAUGAAAGGUAAUAUUUUGCAAAAAUGUUCAGUGUUCAGUAAAAAACUAACACGGACAAACCAGAUUGGUUGGUACAUUCCCUUAAACUGCAAAAUAAGUCUCACUAGUGUUGUCUCUGUGUAUGAGAGUUCGUUCUGUACAUUAAUACCCAGACAAAUCCCGGGUGAGUGGAUGAAAAACUACAACUUGGCUUUGCAAUUCAAAAUAGGUUUGAUUCUGCACAUUGGCAGCUUUGAUUUUUUUUAUUUGCUUUUUUUACUGUUAAGGUUUUUUGUUUCUACAAUUGUACAUAC